AUGCUGUUUGCUGAUUCAUUCUGGACCCCGGAGUACGAUCGGGGGUUCAAGGUGUUGUUUGAACAGUUGCACGAUGGUUGCAAGGAGAACGACGACUUCGUCGCUCUUUUCUCGCAGCGGAUGGAGGCAGAAAUGGUCUACGGCACCCAACUCGAAGACAUGGAAAGUUUGCGGCCAGGCGCUAAGAGAAUGAACAAUGACGACUACGUGCUGACGAUCAAAAACGCCUACCAAAAGGUCAAUGAAAACUUUGUUCGUCAAGGCCACAACCACUUGCAAAUCGCCACGAACAUCAGAGUGAUGGUGCUUGAGCCCUUCACCAACUGGUGCCACGAACACCGCAAGCGGGUCGAGUUCUCGGAGCAAACCCUUGGAGAAAAGUACAAGGCGUUCCGCAGCCAAAAGCAACUGGUGGAACGUUUGCAAAAGAAGUACUUCAACAAGUGCCGCAUGCUUGAAGAGUUCAAGCUGCACUACUCUGAGGAUGAGUUACAGGAAGAGCUCAAGGACUUAGAGUUUGCCGCUAAGCAAGAUGUCGCUCCUAAGGACCUGGGUGAAUCUGCAGCGCCUGAUGAUUUGCAAUUUCGCAUAUACAAGUUCGGCAACUCCGAAUACGACUACGUCACCAUUAAGGGUCUCUUGCUUGAUAUUUUGAGUGGUGUUGAGGUCAACGACCACAAGGUGCCCAUCUUGGGUACCUACCGCCACGUGCUGACGGGGCUGGCUAUUACCCAAUGGCUCCUUGACAACAUCCCAGAUUUCAACAUUGCUAAGGCGGAAAAGUUUGGUCAGGACUUGAUCAACAACGGGUUCAUUCGGUUGAUUGGUACAAUGCUGACGCUGAAGAAUUUCAUCAACUCGCUGCAGUUCUACUAUCAAUGGAAACCAGUGGUGUUCGAGAUUACCGGUGCCGCCAUAGACAAGCCCAGUGAACAAACUGGACUUUCUCGAGACCAGCUGAUUCGUGCCCUGCAGUUUACUGAAUACUUUGAAGACAUGAAGCAAGCGAUGGGGGUGGGGCUGGUCGACUACACUGAUCGGUCGCAGUUAGCGAGGCUCAUGGCUGAAGUGAAACUGUACGAUGCCAAUUACUUCAAUCAAGUAUGUGAACUCGAUAAGGUACGGUGUGAGUUUGAGGAGUUGGUGAUGGAUCACUUGACGUUCAUGCAAAAAUGUGAGCUCGACCGUUUGAAGGCGGUGAAAAAGGUUACGCACGACUUUAUGUCAGCAUUUUCUGACAAGGUCGAACACAUGAAGCACAUGUGCGAUGAACUCAGCGUGGUUGAAGAGACCAUGAACCCGAUCAGUGAUCUCAAAUUCCUCAUUGAGAACUACGGCACUGGGCGGUUUAACCCUCUGGUCAUUUUAUAUGAUAACUACUACAACUCAAACAUCAACCAAACCUUCGGUGUUGAUUUGGCUGUAAAGCUGAGACUCGACAAGAAGGUGGUGCCCAUUUUGAUCCAGUGCUUACUUAGCCAUUUGGAUAAAGUGUACCCAGAAGUUGCCAAUGACGAAGAACGUAUCAAUUUGUGGACCAAGCCUAUCAAUUUGCUGAGCGUUCACAAAUUGCGUCUGGAACUUAACCCUUUACAGGACCCGGCUCUGGUGAAUGACGUCUUGCAAAAACAUCAUCCAAUCAUCAUCACCAACGUGUUGAAGUUGUAUUUAAUGGAGCUCCCCGAUCUGCUCAUUCCCCACAGCAAUCUCGAGCUCAUCCACUCUUUAUACCAAACCUACCCCGUUCUGGAUGAGUCUAAGAGCGAUCCCCGCAUUGUCGGUGUACAAAAUGUGUUGCUGGACUUGCCGCUGUGCAAUUUGGCAACUCUCGACGCGGUGAUCACCCACUUGAAGCGUCUCGUGCUGAUUAUUGGUUCAAAAAAUCCUGAACUUUCCAAGAAGUUUCAAACCACCUUGUUGAAAGAAUUUAGCCCCCUUGUGCUCAAGCCUCGGGACGUGGGCGAUACCUCGGGUGAUAAACACGUAUUGGCAUUGGUAAAUGACUUGUUCACGCACAAAGAUGACAUCUUCAAAGAACUUCGUCGUCGUACUCUGCAAAAGCCUGCUGGUCAAAUUCGCCCUGCGACUACCAGAAUCCCGCUGGUGCCUCUGGUCCAACUGCCGUCUCGCGACAAUCUGACCAAGUCACGGCUUGAGCUGAGACUUCAGCAAGCGGUUAAGCCGAAACGUAUAGUGGGAGAGAUUCCUGCACCCGUUGUUCGUAAAAUUAGCUCUUCCAAGGAGUUGAAGGUGGAUCCCAGUGAUGUACCUUCACUUCCAAAGCCAAAGAAGCCAGCUUCCCCUGUGCUUCUGACUCUGAGUGACGAAGAGUUUGCCGACGCUCAAAUAAACCAAGCCGCCGAAGAGAAAGCGUCUGUGUUAUCUGGUUCUCCUAAGCGAUCGUCAUUGGAGCGUUCGCUGCCUAAAAAGGAGAAGAAGGAGAGAAAGGAUAAGAAGGAUAAGGACCGUACCCCGACGGUGGUGAGCUCGAAGCCCACCCGGAAAGACUUUUCCAUGGAAAAACCCGGUCAAUUUAGAUCGCUUGGGCGUAAAGGGUCGGUGAAGGACUUGGCUUCGAAAUUUGACCUGGAGCUGCUGCGGCUGAGACUGACGCUGCCGGUGAAGCUGUCAAAGAGAGGUAAAGAGGUAAUCGAAGUGGAAGAUUAG
This is a messenger RNA of Diutina rugosa, 2667 nucleotides long. RefSeq lists its product as uncharacterized. Gene Ontology annotation, molecular function: GTPase activator activity. Gene Ontology annotation, cellular component: cell division site; division septum; plasma membrane. The transcript has a single exon. NCBI's taxonomy places the organism in Eukaryota, Fungi, Ascomycota, Pichiomycetes, Serinales, Debaryomycetaceae. The coding region runs from base 1 to 2667 and encodes 888 amino acids. The record is from RefSeq and is a predicted model, not a curated record. Gene Ontology annotation, biological process: small GTPase-mediated signal transduction; cytoskeleton organization.